This is a messenger RNA of Trypanosoma grayi, 2601 nucleotides long. Its product is annotated as putative ATP-dependent Clp protease subunit. Gene Ontology annotation, molecular function: ATP binding; ATP hydrolysis activity. The transcript has a single exon. Gene Ontology annotation, cellular component: cytoplasm. The record is from RefSeq and is a predicted model, not a curated record. Lineage: Eukaryota; Euglenozoa; Kinetoplastea; Trypanosomatida; Trypanosomatidae. The coding region runs from base 1 to 2601 and encodes 866 amino acids. Gene Ontology annotation, biological process: cellular response to heat.
AUGUCCGAGGGACAACCGGAGUGUACCGCGGCAGCUUCGGCGGCGCUGCAGGAGGCUGUCGCAUUGGCGCGCAAACACAGCAACGGCUACCUGGACCCCGUGCACCUCGCGGCGGCGCUCUUCAAGAACGACGAUGGCCUUCCGGCGCGCGUGUUGAAGAAGAUCGGCGCGGGCAUCGUCACUGACGCGUUCGCGGGCCGCAUCGAGGCGCUGCCGACACAGACCCCCGCGCCGACGCAGCCGCAGCCAAACGCCGACAUGUCUCGCGUGUUGAACACCGCGGAGCAGAAGCGUGUGGAGCUCGGCGACACGCUUAUGGCCGUCGACCAUCUCAUCCUCGCGCUGUACGAAAGCAAGGAGGUAGACAACAUCCUUAAGGCCGCCGGGGCACCAAAGAAGGUGGUCGAGAAGGCGGUGAUGGAGCUGCGCAAGGGGAGGAAGGUCACUUCGGAGUUUCAGGACCAGAACUACGGCGCACUGUCCAAGUACGCUUUGGAUUUGUGCAAGCAGGCGGAGGACGGCAAACUCGACCCCGUCAUUGGGCGCUCGGAGGAGAUCCUGCGCACGAUCCGCGUGCUCUCGCGGCGCACGAAGAACAACCCAGUGCUGAUCGGCGAACCCGGCGUCGGCAAGACUGCCAUUGUUGAGGGCAUUGCGCAGCAAAUUAUCCGCGGCGAUGUGCCUGACACCCUCUCCGCCGCACGCAUCUUCUCGCUCGACAUGGGUGCUCUCGUCGCCGGCGCAACGUACCGCGGUGAGUUCGAGGAGCGUCUGAAGAGUGUUCUCAACGAGGUGCGGGACGGCUCUGAGAACAUCAUCCUCUUUAUUGAUGAGUUACACCUUGUGCUCGGCGCUGGCAAGACGACUGGCGCGAUGGACGCAGCGAACCUGUUAAAACCGAUGCUGGCACGCGGUGAACUGCGCACAAUUGGCGCCACAACACUGGAGGAGUACCGCAAUUAUGUGGAGAAGGACGCAGCGUUCGAGCGGCGUUUUAUGCCGGUGCAGGUGUCGGAGCCGAGCGUUGAGGAGUGCAUCAGCAUCCUGCGCGGUCUGAAGGAGCGCUACGAAAUGCACCAUGGUGUUCAGAUUACCGACAAUGCAGUUGUGGUGGCGGUCCAGUUGGCUGACCGAUAUAUCACGAGCCGCUUCAUGCCCGACAAAGCCAUCGAUCUCAUUGACGAGGCGUGUGCCAAUGUGCGGGUGCAACUGUCCUCUCGACCAGAGGAGAUUGAUCAACUGGAGCGCAAAAAACGUCAGCUGGAGAUUGAAGCCAAGGCACUAGAGCGGGACAAGGACAAGGCAUCGCAGGAGCGACUGAAGGCCGUCAAGGGUGAUAUUCAGCGCGUGGAUGAACGCCUCCAGCCGUUGGUAGAGCGGUACAAUGAGGAGCGCACGCGACUGGACGAACUACAGGAGAUGCAGUCCCGCCUUGACGAGAAGAGGACUAAACUGGAGCGUGCGGAGCGUGCGAACGAUAUGGGGCUUGCAGCGGACCUCAAGUACAACGUUAUUCCCGACAUACAGGAUCGCAUCCGCUCACUGAAGGAGAAGAUUGAGCAGCAAAAGGCUUCCAUGGUACAGGAGAAGGUUACAGAGGUCGACAUUGCAGCAGUGGUGGCUCGCUGGACAGGCAUUCCGGUGGCGAAGUUAAGCCAGACUGACCGCGAGCGGCUGCUGCAGCUCUCCGUGCACCUGCACCACCGCGUGAAGGGGCAGAACGAGGCGGUGGAGCGUGUGGCCGAGGCCAUUUUGCGCUCGCGUGCCGGUCUUGCACGGCCGCACUGCCCGACCGGCUCUUUCUUGUUCCUUGGCCCUACAGGUGUUGGCAAGACGGAGCUUGCAAAGGCCGUGGCGGCGGAGCUCUUCGACGACGAGAAGCACAUGGUGCGCAUCGACAUGAGUGAGUACAUGGAGCAGCACGCGGUGGCGCGUCUUAUAGGUGCGCCGCCCGGUUACGUUGGGUACCAAGAGGGCGGGCAGCUGACGGAGCCGGUGCGCCGCCGCCCUCACACGGUGGUGUUGUUCGACGAGGUGGAGAAGGCGCACCCGACGGUGUACAACGUGCUGCUGCAGGUGCUCGACGAUGGUCGCCUCACCGACUCGCACGGACGGACGGUCGACUUCAGCAACACCAUCAUCAUCAUGACGUCGAACCUCGGCUCCGAGCACCUCAUGCACAUGGGCAACUCGCCCAGGACAUACGAGGCGACGCAGGAGAAGGUCAUGCAGGCGGUGCGCAGCUACUUCCGCCCCGAGUUCCUCAACCGCCUCGACGACAUUGUCCUCUUCCGCAAGCUCGGCUUCGAGGAGCUGCACGAGAUCAUCGACCUCAUUGUGGGGGAGCUGAACGUGCGCAUGCAGUCUCAGAACGUGUCGGUGACGCUGAGCGAUGACGCGAAGAGCUUCGUGUUGGACAACGCCUUCGACGCCGAAAUGGGCGCCCGCCCGCUGCGACGCUGGGUGGAGAAGCACAUCACCACGGAGGUGGGCCGCAUGAUAGUCGCGCAGCAACUCACGCCAAACAGCACCGUGCGCGUUGCCGUCAGCGCCGAAAAGUCAAAACUUGUCUUCACCGUGAAGCGGGCGGCAACGGGGUAG